AUGACUGAUCCCCGAAUAUCAAAUGAAGCACUUAAACAGAGAGAAGGAAGAAACAAAAGAGCUAUUUGCAAUAGAGAAUUACUUCUUCUUUCAUUUAUUUGUGGAGCAGAAGUUACAAUAGAUAAAACUAAAAAAACAUCAAGAGCAAAAAAGGUUUUUGUUGGUAGUUCAAUCACAUUUGAUGGAAAGUAUUCAACAAAUGACAUAUUAGAAAAUGCAUAUUUCUUUGAAUGUGCUGUUCGUACUUUAUGGAAGAAAGCAAAAGCAAGUUAUGAAACAACAUUAACAUUAACAAAAGAAGUAGUUAAAGCAGAGAUAGAACUUAUUCGUCAAAACCCAGAAUUAAUUAAAGUUCUAAGUGAUGAUUUCAAAGUUAGAUCUUCUGAAUAUGCGGUUAACUCAGUUGGAAAAAGAAGAACAAAAAAUAAAGAAGCUGCAUUUUCAAAUUUUUUAGCAUAUAAACUUCUUAUGAAUGGAUUUACUCUUACUUGUCAAGUUUCUGCUCAAAAAGUAACAACUAAAACACUUAAUUUUUAUACUUGGAAAUCUUAUAAAGCACCAAAUGGAGUUGUUAUAAAAAAGGAAUCUGUUGAAGUAUUAACAAAAGCUUUAUCUAAAGAAAUUAAACAACGCCUUACUAAAGAGGCUACUGUUAAAAUUACACCAAAUAUUUUAUCUUUUAUUGGUGCUAAAUAUUUAAUUGAAAAACUUGGAUUACAUACUAUUGAUACUUGUGACCCUAUGUCUGCUUUUAAACCAUGUAAUAAUGGUAUUGUUGAUAACGAUUUUUCUUUUAUUAAAUUAAAUCAUCUUCAUCCAUUUACUCCUCUUGAUACUAAUUUUAUGUAA
Messenger RNA from Entamoeba dispar SAW760, 849 nucleotides. RefSeq lists its product as uncharacterized. The transcript has a single exon. NCBI's taxonomy places the organism in Eukaryota, Evosea, Mastigamoebida, Endamoebidae. Bases 1 to 849 code for a protein of 282 amino acids. The record is from RefSeq and is a predicted model, not a curated record.